Molecule: messenger RNA, 471 nt
Organism: Sceloporus undulatus (fence lizard)
Lineage: Eukaryota; Metazoa; Chordata; Lepidosauria; Squamata; Phrynosomatidae
Product: neurophysin 1-like
Exons: 3
Coding region: 1-363 (120 amino acids)
Cellular component (GO): secretory granule; extracellular region
Molecular function (GO): neurohypophyseal hormone activity
Source: RefSeq, a predicted model, not a curated record
AUGUCGCACACUACGCUGGCCUUCUGCUUGCUUUGGCUCCUGGCUCUCUCUUCCGCUUGCUACAUCCAGAACUGCCCCAUCGGAGGGAAGCGCUCCAUUCUGGACAUGGAAGUCCGAAAGUGCCUCUCUUGUGGUCCUAGAAACCGGGGCCAUUGCUUUGGACCCAACAUCUGUUGUGGAGAAGAGCUGGGCUGCUAUUUUGGCACAGCGGAAACCAUGAGAUGCCAAGAGGAAAGCUUCCUGCCAACCCCUUGCGAGUCUGGAAGGAAACCAUGUGGCAACAAUGGAGGAACCUGCGCAGCAUCCGGCAUCUGCUGCAACAAUGAGGGCUGCAUGAUAGACUCAGAGUGUGAUCAAGACUGAGAAGAUUCAAGGAACAGGAACCAAGGGAAAGUGCUUUUAGAUUACGAACUUGUGGGCAACCACUGCGUCUCGAAGGGAUGUGUCUUUCCAUUGCAAAUAUGUCUUUUG